CUUUAUCUUAAGAGUAAUAGUCUUCUUUCUUAGCACGACAAACAGCUAUUUUGCAUGUUUCGUUUCGGUUUUGUUGGAUCUCUGGUUUUCUCCAUCCGUUUUAAUUAAACAGUGCAACAUCUGUUGAGAAUCUUUUGGAUACAAAUUCCGUCGAAGCGGGACAGACGGGUCUUGACAGAGAUCACUCGCAUAGGUUGAUACAAUGUACAAAUGCUGGGGAGUUUUCAUCUUGUACUAUUUUGUUUCAUUCGUGGCUACACAGCCUGAAACAGGUAAUAGAAAAACAUGUUCUUACUGUUUUUUCAUACCAUGGGCGUAGGCUAUCUGGUCGUAUCGUUCGAUAUGUUUAGUUUAUGUUUUUAUUAAACUUGGUUUGGCAGCUGGCACUCAGGACGUUUCCCGUUAAUUACGUCAGAGUGACAAGUUGCGCAAACAUUUUCACCACUAAAUGUGUCUUCUUGCAAGUGUAUACUAAGAAUAUAUAGAGUGAACAGAUUACUGUGUAAUAAAUGAGGCAGAAACACGUAUUAUGUCUUUAAUUAAAAUGGGAAUGCUAUACCUAGGGUGACCACUUUUAAAAUACCAAAAUGCAGGACAACAGGAUGAUUUAGCGGGACAUUCGCGGGACAGUGUAGCCUACAUGUUUUUAUUAUUAUUCAGCUAACCAUCCUAAAAUCCCAUAAGAAAUGAUGUGGUGUUUUUGUUGUAACAGUAACGUUAUACUAUGCUAUUAUAUGCCUAUUUGUUUCUGUUAUGUAUGAUACUAAUUAACCAUUAUGUGAUAAUCCAAGACAUUGAUUGGGCUCCGGAGUGGCGCAGCGGUCUAAGGCACUGCAUCUCAGUGCUUGAGGCUGACUUGCCUAGUUAAAUAAAGGUUUAAAAAAAAUAACUUUGAUCUAACUUUACUAAAUGAGCAGAGUGACGCUCUGGUGCCCUCUGGCAGCACUACACCCCUUGCAGUCUGCUACACUAAACUAGCUAAUUUAAAUUCACCAGCCGCACCUAGCCUAUUCAUUUUCCUCGCGCAAAAUGUGUUCUAUAUCGUGCCGUGGGGGGUCUAUUAGUCAAUCACAGCUGGUGCGCAAUGUCUAUUAUUAAAGUAGUCUCAAGGUAUUAAUCGCCUGAGGUAGAGUACCUCAUGAUAAGCUGUAGACCACACUAUCUACCAAGAAAGUUUAUCUAUAUUUUUCAUAGCAGUCUAUUUACCACCACAAACCAACGUUGGCACUAAGUCCGCACUCAACAAGCUGUAUAAGGCCAUAAGCAAACAAGAAAAUGCUCAUCCAGAAGCGGCGCUCCUAGUGGCCGGGGGCUUUAAUGCAGGCAAACUUAAAUCCAUUUUACCUAAUUUCUACCAGCAUGUCACAGAUACACGUACAAAGCUCUCCCUCGCCCUCCAUUUGGCAAAUCUGACCAUAAUUUUAUCCUCCUGAUUCCUGCUUACAAGCAAAAACUAAAGUAGGAAGUACCAGUGACUCGCUCAAUACGGAAGUGGUCAGAUGACUCGGAUGCUACGCUACAGGACUGUUUUGCUAGUACAGACUGGAAUAUAUUCUGGGAUUCAUCCAAUGGCAUUGAGGAGUAUACCACCUCAGUCACCGGCUUCAUCAAUAAGUGCAUCAACGACGUCGUCCCCACAGUAACCGUACGUACAUAUCCCAACCAGAAGCCAUGGAUUACAGGCAACAUCCGCACCUAUCUAAAGGCUAGAGCUGCCGCUUUCAAGGAGUGGGACACUAAUCCGGACGCUUAUAAGAAAUCCCGCUAUGCCCUUAGACAAACCUUAAAACAGGCAAAGUGUCAAUACAGGACUAAUAUUGAAUCCUACUACACCGGCUCUGAUGCUCGUCGGAUGUGGCAGGGCUUGCAAGCUAUUACGGACUACAAAGGGAAACCCAGUCGCGAGCUGCCCAGUGACGCGUGCCUACCAGACGGGCUAAAUACCUUUUAUGCUCGCUUCGAGGCAAGCAACAAUGAAGCAUGCAUGAGAGCACCAGCUGUUCCAAACGACUGUGUGAUCACGCUUUCUGUAGCCGAUGUGAGCAAGACCUUUAAACAGGUCAACAAUCAGAAGGCAGCGGGGCCAGACGGAUUACCAGGAUGUGUACUCAGAGCAUGUGCGGACCAACUGGAAAGUGUAUUCACUGACAUUUUCAAUCUCUCCCUGACCAAGUCUGUGAUACCUACAUGUUUCAAGCAGACCACCAUAGUCCCUGUGCACAAGAAAGCGAAGGUAACCUGCCUAAAUGACUAUCGCCCCCUAGUACUCACGUCGGUAGCCAUAAAGUGCUUUGAAAGGCUGGUCAUGGCUCACAUCAACACCAUCAUCCCGGAAACCCUAGACCCACUCCAAUUCGCAUACCGCCCCAACAGAUCCACAGAUGACGCAAUCUCAAUCACACUCCACACUGCCCUUUCCCACCUGGACAAAAAUAACAUCUAUGUGAGAAUGGUGUUCAUUGACUACAGCUCAGUGUUCAAUACCAUAGUGCCCACAAAGCUCAUCACUAAGCUAAGGACCCUGGGACUAAACACCUCCCUCUGCAACUGGAUCCUGGACUUCCUGACGGGCCGCCCCCAGGUGGUAAGGGUAGGCAACAACACAUCCGCCACGCUGAUCCUCAACACAGGGGCCCCUCAGGGGUGGGUACUUAGUACACAUCACCAACAAACUAUUAUGGUCCAAACACACCAAGAAAGUUGUGAAGAGGGCACGACAACGCCUUUUCCCCCUCAGGAGACUGAAAAGAUUUGGCAUGAGUACCCAGAUCCUCAAAAAGUUAUACAGUUGCACCAUCGAGAGCAUUCUGACCGGUUGCAUCACCGCCUGGUAUGGCAACUGCUCGGCAUCCGACCGUAAGGCGCUACAGAGGGUAGUGCGUGCGGCCCAGUACAUCACUGGGGCCAAGCUUCGUGCCAUCCAGGACCUAUAUACUAGGCAGUGUCAGAGGAAGGCCCAAAGACUCCAGCCACCCAAGUCAUAGACUGUUCUUUCUGCUACCGCACGGCAAGCGGUACCGGAGCGCCAAGUCUAGGUCCAAAAGGCUCUUUAACAGCUUCUACCCCCAAGCCAUAAGACUGCUGAACUAUUAAUCAAAUGGCCACCUGGACUAUUUUCAUUGACCCCCCCCCCCCCCCCUUUGUUUUUACACUGCUGCUACUCGCUGUUUAUGAUCUGUACAUAGUCACUUUACCCCUACCUAUGUACAAAUUACCUCGACUAACCUGUACCCCCGCACAUUGACUCAGUACCAGUACCCCCUGUAUAUAGCCUCAUUAUUGUUAUUUUAUUGUGUUCCUUUUUGUUUCUUUUUUUUUGUACUUUAGUUUAUUUAGUAAAUAUUUUCUUAACUCAAUUUUCUUAAAACUGCAUUGUUGGUUAAGGGCUUGUAAGUAAGCAUUUCACGGUAAGGUGUUGUAUUCGGCGCAUGUGACAAAUAAAAAUUGAUUUGAUUUACAACCCCUUUAUAUCCACGUAUGUAUCCUCCUUGACCCCUUGACCAUAAUAAUGGGUGUUAUUGUUUUUCCUUUAGACCUCCCAUCACCAAGAAAUGUGACUUUCUCUUGGACGAAUGAGUUCUGCUGGGAGCUUUCAUGGAGUCUACAGGAGAAUGUUGAUAGUCAGACGUGUAAAUGCCAUAUCACUAUAUCACGGAUAGGCCAGGUGAGGAAAAUGUUACAGGUCGUCCUAGCUACCAUCGGUCAACCAAAUAGAGUUGUCUGUUGAACAUAAUUGGCUGUCUGCCCACUGCUUUCCAAUGGCUUGUAGGCCUACAGAUGUGCAGUUAUUUAAACACUUCCUCCUACUGCUGGCAGUACUUGUAUUCUGGCACCAAAACAUAUUUAUUUUAAGUUUCAAAGCUAAUGUUGUACUUUCCUUUGGAUUUUUUUUUUUUAGAUUAGAUUUAUUGUCCUCUGAAGAGGAAAUUAUUUUUCACACACUCAUACAUUUACAUAAAACACCAAACCAACAACCCAUCAUCACCCAGACUAAGGCUUUGUCCCAAAUGGCACCAUGUUCUCUAUAUAGUGCACUACUUUUUACCAGAGCCCUAUGGGCACAUUAAACAGUGGUAAAUAGUCCCUUAUUCCUGCUAAAUUCCUAAAUUCAUUCCCUCUGUAAUAUCUUUCAUUCUUGAAUUUUCCCCUUCUCUUCGCAGAAGAACGUAAUCAAGAAGAGGAAGGGAACACAGUUACAGGAGUGUUUUCCUCUGAUGGAAGGCGUGAGCUUCUUCUUACAAACUCAGUGUGAGAACAGGACACGGAUGAGUCAAACUAUAGUUCACACCAUCCCUGCCCCCACAGGUUGGUUAUCAACAACAGAAUGUUCUCCGAAACAACGCUGUCACUCUCUAUGGGCCGGUUUUCCAAAUCAGAUAAAACCUAGUAUUGGAAACAAAUACAUGUUUAAAGAGGAUCUCCAUAAACAUACUUUUUAGGCCAGUACUAGACAAUCUGUGUCCAGGGAACUGGUCCUAUACAGUAUACUACAGAGUUAAUGUAAUUGACUUGGGUGUAAAUCAAUCUCUCUGUUCUCUUCACACCACUCUAUCUGUGUGUCUCUAACUCUCUAUCUGUGUGUCUCUAACUCUCUCUCUGGACAUCAUGAAAAUGAUCGGAGAGGUUGAGAGUAGAAGAAGUUCAGGAGCAAUAAAAAAUUAAAUAAAUAAAAAUAUAUAUAAUAGAAUUAUUGUAAAAUUAACUCUGUCCAUAAGAUGUAGAUAGUAAGUAUAGACCGGAAGUAGAGGCCUGGGCAUUGUUGUUCACUAAUUUACUCCAAGUAGGGAAAGGAUGGUGGGGUUGAAAAGUAAUAAAGGGGAGUAUAUAUAUAUAUAAAAAAAAUAUAUAUAUAAAAAAAACAUGGGGGAUUGGAAGUGAUGCAGACAAUUACAUUGAUAGAAGAUACAAUCUAUCUGCAAUAUUAAGCUGAUCCAUUCCCCCCCAAAGAAAAUAAAUAAUACCCCUCUCUCUCUCUCUCUCUCUCUCUCUCUCUCUCUCUCUCUCUCUCUCUCUCUCUCUCUCUCUCUCUCUCUCUCUCUCUCUCUCUCUCUCUCUCUCUCUCUCUCUCUCUCUCUCUCUCUCUCUCUCUCUCAUAACAGAGUUGGUAAAGAACUUCAAAUGUUAUCUCUACUCCUCUAAGGCCAUGAACUGCAGCUGGCUCCUAGCCAAUCAGGCCCCAGAAGACCUCCAGCUUUACUAUGGGUGAGAACAAUUCUACUUCCUGCUUCUCCACCACUCACGGUCCAAUACAAGGCUAACUGUGGAAGAGUGUUUAUAUUCAACAAAAUAUAGAUGAAGAGUUACAAAGAUAGUCUUUGUUUGUUUGGGUAGUUUUUCAGUUGUUAUAUCUAUGACCCAGGGUUUUUCCUGAUUAGGUCAUGUUAUAACUAUGACAACAACUAUACAAUCUCAGUCCUCUCAUUUCUGAUGUUUCAGGUCCAAUAAUGUGAGUAAGGUAUCAGAAUGCAGUGAGUACCUGUACAACACUGGUCAGAGGACAGGAUGUCAUCUGAGAGGAGACUUCCACAAACUGAUCUACUUCCAGGUCAAUGGGACUCUCAAUGGUUCAUCGGUACGGAAUACCUUCGAGGUGAAUCCUCAUGUCCAUGGUAGGACUAGAACUCAUCUAUUUUCACUCUUCAGGCUAAAUCUGAGGCCAAAAUCUAAAUAAUAAAUAGUCUGAGUCAUCAUAGUUUCCUUAUUAUUUAAUUAAUAUCAUCGUAAUCACGUUGCAUCAAUGUCCUGUGGCGGUUUGGCUUAAUUUACAUCUAAUUUUCAUCAAUUUAUACAGUUUUUCUCUCAAAGGUUGCUUAAUUAACUAUUUAUCUGUCCAUUCUUCCUGCAGUGAAGCCCCUACCUCUUGAAUGGAAGAUCACAGAGGAAGGGAGCAAUCUCAAUAUUAGCUGGAUUUCACCAGACAUAAAAAAUCCACGCUGUUGGGACUACGUCAUCAACUAUACCAGAUGUAAAAAGCCUAUGGUAAGGAAAGGGAAGUGUGGGCAGUACUGGGAUUUGAAUAUAUCGCCUUAAAGUUAUGAAAAUGAACUGCCAUUGUUUCGUUUUAGCACUUGUCUGCAAAAAUGUUAUUUUGUCUUUUACAGCCAGCCACUGUAUAAAGUACACUUGCUUUUAUUUAUCAACUUUGUUGUCUUGAAUUACAGUAUGUAGGUCUAGUAGAGUAAUAGCACUCAAAUGUCUGUUGCUGUAAUGUCGUUCCAGAGUAAUCACUUAGAAGACAAGACUUGGAUAAUGGUGAACUACGACCCUUACUGUCAGUACCGUGUCCGCAUUAAACCCAUCUUUUCGAAACGGUGUGGUAUGGGAGAGGGUGACUGGACUAAGGAGAAACUAUAUGGUAUGGUUUCCCCCUUCUUUCUCCCCAAGUUUCUUGGGUCAUCCUCUUUCAUAAUUAUAAGCUAAAUAAAAUGGAGCUGGUAUAUAUACUGAGUGUACAAAACAUUAAGGACCUUCCUAAUAUUCAGUUGAACCCCCCAUUUUGCACUCAGAACAGCCUCAAUUCGUCAGGGCAUUCACACUACAAGGUGUCAAAAGCGUUCCACAGGGAUGCUGGCCCAUGUUUACUCCAAUGCUUCCAACAGUUGUGUCAAGUAGGCUGGAUGUCCUUUGGGCGGUGGACCAUUCUUGAUACACUGGGAAAUGUUGAGCGUGAAAAUCCCAGCAGCAUUGCAGUUCUUGACACAAACCGGUGUACCUGGCACCUACUACUGUACCCCGUUCAAAGGAAUUUCAAUCUUUAAUCUUUUGUCUUGCCCAUUCACCCUCUGAAUGGCACACAUACACAAUCCAUGUCUCAAUUGUCUCAAGGAUUAAAAAUCCUUAUUUAGGCUGUCUCCUCCCCUUCAUCUACACUGAUUGAAGUGGAUUUAACAUGUUAUUAGCUGGUGACUAAAAUGUAAAUGUUAUAUGUAAAGCCUCUAUCCUGACAUUGUUGUUGUUGUUGUUUGUGUGUUUAGGUAAAGAAGGGAAUCGUGAUUGGCACCUGCAUGUUGCAGCCAUCUUCAUUCCAUUCAUGGCGGUUAUAGUUGCCAUCGUGGUUUGUGUUUGUAUAAGAAAGUGAGUACACAUCAAUCUAUACACUUCUAAAUUCACUCCACAAAAUAUGGGAUACUGCAAUAUCUGAAUGGUGAUGAAUAUAUUAUAGGUCCUUUUUUAGAUAUUGUUCCAAAUGACUGUGUAUUUUGCCUAUAGACACAAGGACAAGAUUCUCCCCAAAGUUCCCAAGCCAACCAACCUCAUCAGGGAUAUGUUCAACAACAACAAUGAGAUGAGGGCUAUGGCGAACCUCUACAUCCCAGCACAAGAGGAAGUAGACUGUAAGAUCACCCUAGUACAAGACCCUCUUCCUCAGGAGCCAGAGUCAUGAGAAACAACAUGAAUCUGCAGUGAAACUGUGGACAAGCUGAUAGGGUCCCAGCAGACUGGGAGGACCGCAGUGUUUUAACCUUGUGUGGUGGUGGCUUUUUUUGACUCAACAUGGGACACUUUGAGGAGGUGGUUUCCUGUUACAAGGGUUUAACACUGGUAACCUGGAUCCCGGGACUGCCCCAGGAUCAUUCUUCACAUUUCCGAAAAAAAUAAAAAUGACAAGACCCAGGAAAUUACCAAAUUUUCCCCCAAUGUCGCACUAAUGCAAUUCCACAAAAUACACAACAUGCACAGCAGCAGAUUGGCAAAAAAAUUAAAUAGCACAUUAUCCAAACAAGUAAGCCUUUACCUUAGCCUAUUUACUUCACACAAAGUCUCCAUAAAUUCAAAGCACACACAUACUUGACACUGCCUGACUGCACACCAGACUCGAAUGCAGUUUAGAGUUAUCAUCAGAACUGAAAAUUCGAUCCCGGUCCGACCCAAGCCCGGUGAGCUGAAGCCGGAGCGCAGGCCUGGUCCAACAUCACAGAAAUGAAAUUAGCCCGAACCCUAAAAAAAACAGAAAAAGCACAGAGAGAGGAUAACUCGCCUUAGUUAUGAUCAAGUGAAUGAUGAACAUAUUGGAAUAAAGUUGGCUAAUGCAAUUGAAGGCAUUUAUUAAAUUCUUGCUUAUGCUGAAACUCCCAAAGUCAAAUCCAACCGUUAUAUUAAUUUUAAGCAAUAGUCAUGUGUGGUCACAUAGAUUAUAAUUUCAGCACCGUUCUGAUUGGGACAGCGGCAUCGCGCUGCUUUGAGACAAGCGUGGGGGGCUCGUCUAGAUAAAUCAAUCAAUGUCAGAUUU
Coregonus sp. 'balchen' is the source of this 8230-nucleotide messenger RNA. Lineage: Eukaryota; Metazoa; Chordata; Actinopteri; Salmoniformes; Salmonidae. The record is from the annotation of a GenBank genome assembly.